UUCUCACGCGUUAGGGUAUCGGACUAUCUCUAACACGACCCCCGUCACUUUGUGUUCUGCCCCCGUUCCCCGGUCGCCUGUCGCCGCCGCCCGUUCGCUCCGUCUCAGCCGCCGUCGUCCAGGCUGACGGCGGAGCAAGUGGAAGGAGGAAGAAGAGCAGAGCUGAGCGCAGCCACCAGGAUUAGGGAGGCGGAGGCAUCCAAGAUUCCGGCGAUCUGAGGCGGACAUGGCCGGAGGUGGGAGGGAGGCGGAGGGCGGUGGCGCCCUCUACGUCCUUGCUCUUGCCGCCAUGGUGGCGCCCGCCCUCCUCGUGUCCCGCCUGGAAGCAGCUGUCCCGAGGAGAGCGCGCAGCCGCCUCCCUCGCGCUGUCCCGUCGGGCUGGUGGUCGAGCAGGAUCUCGUUCUUCCCCCCGCCUCCGCCGCAGCCGGACCAGUCGGAGGGGCAGGAGAAGAGCCCCGGCCCCCAGCGCCCGGCGGCGGCGGCCAAGGACCCGCCGGAGAAACAGAAAAAGAGGAAGAGCUACCCCCGCCCCCGCCCCGAUCCAGGCGCUGCUGGCGAGAGGCCGGCGAAGAGGCCCAAGAGGUGUCUCCACUGCAACGCGGCGGAGACCCCGCAGCGGAGGUCGGGGCCCAUGGGCCGGGGCACCCUCUGCAACGCCUGCGGUGUCUGGUACAACAAGACCGGGGCGCUGCCGGAGCUCGUCCCGGUGGAUCCGCCGGUGGAGAGCCCGAUCUCGGAGCCCGAGGAGCCGGGGGCCAUAUACCUGGUCAGGAGGUCGGCGGCGGAGAGGAGACCUCCCAGGACUGAAGCCCCGGCGCCUAGGCCGGCGGCGGUGAGGAGACCUCCCAGGGCUGAAGCCUCGCCUGUGCCUGUGCCGGCGCCUAGGCCGGCGGCGGUGAGGAGACCUCCCAGGGCUGAAGCCCCGCCUGUGCCUGUGCCGGCGCCUACGCCGGCGGCGGACAGGAGACCUCCCAGGACUGAAGCCCCGGCGCCUAGGCCGGCGACGAGCUGCUUGAACUGCGGGUCGUCGGAGCCACCAGAGUUGAGGGAAGGGCCGAUGGGGCGGAGGGAGGUCUGCACCGCCUGUGGCGAGCGGUAUAAGAAGGGUCGACGUCUGCCGGAGUGCCAGCCAGCGGUGAGGCCAGUCACUGAUUCCCCACCGCACAGUCCAAUCACCGCCAAUUCACCACCAGAUAGCCCGAUCUGGGAACCCGAGGCGCCAAGGUCGUCUGUGUGCCUAGCCAGGAAGUCGUCGAAGAAUGGGAAGACUCCGUGGAGGCCAAAGGACACAGGGAAGAGCUGCAUGCACUGCGGGUCGGUAAAGACGCCGCAGUGGAGGGAGGGACCGAUGGGGCGUGGCACGCUGUGCAAUGCUUGCGGCGUGCGGUACAAGCAAGGGAGGCUGCUGCCAGAGUACCGACCGAUGGCGAGCCCCACCUUCCUGCCGUCGCAGCACGCCAACCACCACCGCCAGGUGCUCCGGUUGCACAAACAGAAACCGCGAAGCAAUGACCAAGAACCAUCACAGCUACCACCAGGUACCAACGGCGUCAACCAGAAAUGGGAAAGCAAGGACCAGGAACCAUCACAGCUGCCACCGGCUACCCACAGCGUCACCAAACUGACGCCAAUCCGCGACAAACACCAGACCAACAUGCCAGAUUGCUCCUACAAAGAACCAGUCUGCGACGACCACCCGACCGACAUGCCAGGUUGCACCGAUGAAGAACCUGUUGAAGCACCAGGCUGCACCCACAACCCCCCGAUCGACGUGCCGAGGCCGAGCUCACUGGACUCGCUGCUGCUUGAUGGGCCGUCAGCGCCACUCAUCGUUGAGAGUGAUGAGUUUGCGAUUAGCUAGCCUAGGAGGAAUAGUUCAGCUGAAAUGACAAUAUUAAUUUUUUCCAAUUAUUUCUCUGAAUAUUGUUACCAUCUUUCUUUGUGCACAUAACAUCUGGUUAACCUUGGAUUUUUUUUGCUUGAACUUUGUUCCAUCCCUGAAACCCAUUGCACAAGCUCUAGCAGUAGAUCAAACCAACUCCUUCGUUUUAA
Molecule: messenger RNA, 2052 nt
Organism: Brachypodium distachyon (stiff brome)
Lineage: Eukaryota; Viridiplantae; Streptophyta; Magnoliopsida; Poales; Poaceae
Product: pollen-specific leucine-rich repeat extensin-like protein 2
Exons: 2
Coding region: 227-1861 (544 amino acids)
Biological process (GO): regulation of DNA-templated transcription
Molecular function (GO): sequence-specific DNA binding; zinc ion binding
Source: RefSeq, a predicted model, not a curated record